Molecule: messenger RNA, 1206 nt
Organism: Neltuma alba
Lineage: Eukaryota; Viridiplantae; Streptophyta; Magnoliopsida; Fabales; Fabaceae
Product: (R,S)-reticuline 7-O-methyltransferase
Exons: 2
Coding region: 124-1191 (355 amino acids)
Molecular function (GO): protein dimerization activity; O-methyltransferase activity
Source: RefSeq, a predicted model, not a curated record
CAUUUCAAGCGCAGAAUGGGGAAAGCAUUAUGGAAUGGAGAUUUCUUUUCCACUUUCUUGGUCCAUUCGUUGCUAUAAAUAUAUCUUCUUCUCUUUCUCGUUUGCACACACAUUACUUCCAUAAUGGAACACACACAAACGCUGUCUCAGGAAUCCCUGAAGAGCCAAGCAGUUAUCUGGGACGGCCUCUUCGGGUUCGUGGACUCCAUGGCGCUCAAAUCUGCCGUGGAGCUCCGCAUAGCCGACGUCAUACACUCUCAUGGCCGCCCAAUCACCCUGUCCCAGCUGGCAGCCUCCUUGGAAUCUCCUACCUCCCCAGAUAUUCCUUACCUCUUCCGCAUCAUGAGAUCACUCGUCCGCAAGGAGAUCUUUACCCUCCACCAUCCAUCCGACGGCGGUGACGCUCUCUAUGGCUUGACGGAGGCGUCCAAGUGGCUCCUCCAUGGUUCUCAGUUCAGCUUGGCUCCGAUGGUGAUGAUGGAAAACCAUCCAUGGCAGCUUGCCCCGUGGCAUUAUUUGAGUGCGUGCGUCAGAGAAGGUGGGAUCGCCUUCGAGAAGGCUCACGGGUGCGAGAUGUGGGACUUCGCCUCCAAAAACGCAGCGUUUAACAAGAUAUUCAACGAUGCAUUGGCAUGCACGAGUGAGUUCAUCACGGAAGCGUUGCUGCGCGAGUACAGAGAGGGGUUCACCAACAUAGAAACAUUGGUGGACGUCGGUGGUGGGACCGGUGGCGCCAUGGCGGAGAUCGUGAAGUCACACCCACACAUCAAAGGAAUCAACUUCGAUCUGCCACAUGUCAUCGCCGCAGCCGAUGAGUACCCUGGAGUCACCCAUGUCGGCGGUGACAUGUUCCAGUCCAUUCCUGCAGCUGAUGCCAUUCUCCUUAAGUGCGUUCUGCAUGAUUGGAGCGAUGAGCACUGCAUGAAGAUUCUUCAGAACUGCAAAAGGGCGGUGGCGGAGAAGAAGGGGAAGAUCGUAAUAGUGGAGAUAGUGUUGGAGGAAGAAGAUGACUGUGGCGUGUUUGGCAACACAAAGAUGGCAUAUGACCUGCUCAUGAUGGCGCACACAACGGGGGGAAAGGAGAGAAGUGAAGCUGAAUGGUGCACCUUAUUGAAGGAAGCCGGUUUUGGUCGUUACAACAUCAUCAAAAUCCCUACUAUACCAUCCGUUAUUGAGGCUUUCCCUUUUUAAAAAGGUAUAAAAAAA